CGCAAUAUCGUGGUAUUGAUAUGCGAUCCCUAAAUCUGCUAAGCCUAAUGGGGACUAGUCUACCGGUCGAGUCACGCCUGCGAUGCGAGCUCACAUGACUAGUCACAUGACCAGGAAAUUCGCAGUGCAGCUAUUCCGACACUGGAACCUCUCUAAAAACGCCAAAAACAGUGCUUCCCUCCCAUCGCAUACUAAUUUCCUAAUUGGGCCUAGUCCCAAACCUCCCAAACGCUCAGUGUCCCUCCCGUUCAAUAUUCCCAUCCAAUAUUCCCAUUUCCCCCCGUAUGCCCCAUUUUCCACUAAUGUAUCCAUUCCUCCCAUUCCUAGUAUACCCAUUCCUCCCAUUUAGUAUGCCCAUUCGCGUUCAACCCACUCCUGUUCGCUGUAAACCUUGGAAUCGUCCGAAUUUAGCGAGGGUAUAGGUGGA
Molecule: messenger RNA, 427 nt
Organism: Hyaloscypha bicolor E
Lineage: Eukaryota; Fungi; Ascomycota; Leotiomycetes; Helotiales; Hyaloscyphaceae
Exons: 1
Coding region: 83-349 (88 amino acids)
Source: RefSeq, a predicted model, not a curated record